CACGUCAGAGCAGACCCGCCUCCAGCCUGCGUUGGUCCGGUGCGUCUCUUUGCUUCUGUCCGCUUCCAUCCUUACUCCACCGGGGAAGAAGGAGGGAGAGAGAGAGCCCGCGCAGGACCCGUCAAGGAAAAAGAGCGAACUACUCCGAGGAAGAAAGAAGAGAGGGGACACAAAUGGCACUCAUGGCGGGGAUUGUGUUGACGGUCGCCUUUCUUGUUUCUGUGAUUUCUACACUUGUUUCUCCCACUCGGACAUAUCCGCCGAAUGAAGUCACGUUAUUGGACUCCAGAGCGGCACAGGGGGAACUGGGAUGGGUCGCCAAUCCGACAGAAGGAGGGUGGGAAGAGGUGAGCAUCAUGGAUGAGAAGAACAUUCCCAUCCGGACGUACCAGGUGUGUAACGUCAUGGAGCCAAACCAGAACAACUGGCUCCGAACAGACUGGAUUCCCCGUGGCGGUGCCCAGCGUGUCUACAUCGAGAUCAAGUUCACCCUCCGAGACUGCAAUAGCCUUCCUGGGCUCAUGGGGACCUGUAAAGAAACCUUCAAUCUUUACUACUAUGAGUCGAACAACGACAAAGAGCGCUACAUCCGUGAGAACCAGUUUGCCAAAAUUGAUACUAUCGCCGCUGAUGAGAGCUUCACCCAGGUGGACAUUGGUGACCGCAUCAUGAAGCUAAAUACAGAAGUGCGUGAUGUGGGCGCCCUGACUCGGAAGGGCUUCUAUUUAGCCUUCCAGGAUGUCGGCGCGUGCAUCGCGCUUGUGUCAGUAAGGGUCUUUUACAAGAAGUGUCCUUUGGCCGUGCGGAAUCUGGCCCAGUUUCCUGAUACCAUCACUGGAGCAGAUACCUCCUCGCUGGUGGAGGUUCGUGGCUCAUGCGUGGAUAAUUCCGAGGAGAAAGAGAUUCCAAAGAUGUACUGUGGAGCAGACGGAGAGUGGUUGGUGCCCAUUGGGAACUGCCUCUGCAACCCUGGAUUUGAGGAACGCAAUGCGGACUGCCAAGCCUGCAAGAUUGGUUACUACCGUGCUCUGGCCGCUGAUGGCGCCUGUUCCAAAUGUCCACUCCAUAGUUACUCCGUUAGGGAGGGCUCCACAUCCUGUACCUGCGACAAGGGAUACUUCCGCUCUGAAACUGACCCAGCAUCCAUGCCCUGCACCCGACCUCCAACAGCGCCACUUCACCUCAUCUCUAAUGUGAACGAGACCUCCGUCAACUUAGAGUGGAGCCCGCCAAGGAACUCUGGAGGACGGCAGGAUCUGACCUACAACGUAGUGUGUAAACGUUGCGGGCCUGACGGCCGGCGGUGUCAACCGUGCGGCAACGCCAUCCAUUUUAGCCCCCAGCAGCUGAGUCUGAAGGGAACCAGCGUGUCCAUCAAUGAGCUGCAGGCCCAUACUAAUUACACCUUUGAGGUGUGGGCGGUGAAUGGCGUCUCGCCACAGAGCCCCGGGCCAGAACAGGCGGUGUCUGUGACCGUCACCACCAACCAGGCUGCCCCAUCCCCAGUAACAUCCGUCCAAGCCAAGAACAUCACUAGACACACCAUCUCGCUGGUCUGGCAGCCUCCAGAACGAGCCAAUGGGGUGAUACUUGAGUACGAAGUCAAGUAUUAUGAAAAGGACCAGAAUGAAAAAAGCUACAGGAUCAUAAAAACCUCAUCCAGGAACGCUGACAUCAAGGGUCUCACUCCCUUAACUUCUUAUGUGUUCCAUGUGCGAGCACGUACAGCGGCCGGCUAUGGGGAAUGCAGCGGACCUUUUGAGUUCAUGACUAACUCUGUGCCAGCUCCUAUAAUCGGCGAUGGAACAAACUCUACUGUGCUGCUGGUGUCCGUGGUUGGCAGCGUGGUGCUCCUCCUCCUGCUCAUCAGCGCUUUUGUCAUCAGCCGAAGACGGAGUAAGUACAGCAAGGCCAAGCAGGAGUCAGAUGAAGAAAAGCAUUUACAUCAAGGAGUGAGGACAUAUGUGGACCCCUUUACCUACGAGGACCCAAACCAAGCUGUCCGCGAGUUUGCUAAAGAGAUCGAUGCAUCCUGUAUCAAGAUCGAGAAAGUUAUUGGCGUUGGGGAGUUUGGUGAGGUCUGCAGCGGACGUUUAAAGAUGCCGGGGAAAAGAGAGAUCUGCGUAGCCAUAAAAACGCUAAAAGCCGGAUACACCGACCAGCAGAGGAGGGACUUCCUAGCUGAGGCCAGCAUCAUGGGCCAGUUUGACCACCCCAACAUCAUCCACCUUGAGGGUGUGGUCACUAAAUGUAAACCAGUGAUGAUUAUCACCGAAUACAUGGAAAACAGAUCGCUGGACGCAUUCCUGAGGAAGAACGAUGGUCACUUCACAGUGAUCCAGCUGGUCGGCAUCCUGCGUGGGAUAGCAUCAGGCAUGAAGUACCUGUCAGACAUGAGCUACGUCCACCGUGACCUGGCAGCGCGGAACAUUCUGGUCAACUGCAACCUGGUUUGCAAGGUGUCCGAUUUUGGCAUGUCUCGUGUGCUGGAGGACGACCCCGAGGCUGCUUACACCACCAGGGUGAGUAGUGCGAGUGUUGUGUGGGAGCAAGGUGACACUGACCUGACUGUGUCAUCGUCAACUUUUAUUCAUCGCUACUUUUGCUUAUUACAGGGAGGGAAGAUUCCCAUCCGUUGGACUGCUCCUGAGGCCAUCGCUUACAGGAAGUUUACCUCAUCCAGCGAUGUCUGGAGCUAUGGCAUUGUCAUGUGGGAGGUGAUGUCAUACGGCGAGCGGCCAUACUGGGACAUGAGCAACCAAGAUGUGAUCAAAGCAAUUGAUGAGGGCUAUCGGCUGCCCCCACCGAUGGAUUGUCCCGUGGCGCUCCACCAGCUAAUGCUGGACUGCUGGCAGAGAGAGAGAGCGGAGCGACCAAAGUUCGGCCAGAUUGUCAACAUGUUGGACAAGCUAAUUCGUAACCCCAACACUUUGAAGAGGACCGGGGGAGACAGCACUGUCAGGCCUGCCACUAUUCUGUUGGAGCCCAGUAGCCCUGAGGGUUCGUCGGCCGUGGGCACAGUGGAGGACUGGCUUCAGGCCAUCGGCAUGGAGAGAUACAUCGACAACUUCACUGCCGCCAGCUACACCACUCCUGAGGCAGUGGUCCACAUGACACUAGAGGACCUGACCCGCAUCGGCAUCUCCGCCGGAGCACACCAGAGCAAGAUCCUGACAAGUGUCCAGGGAAUGCUCUCCCAAAUGCAACAGAUGCAAGGCAGAAUGGUUCCCGUCUGAGACAUUUCAAAACGGAAGGAAAAAAAGGAGCGAAGUGACUUCAUUUCCUAGAAAAACAACAAAAUACACACACAAAAAAAGACAUUUGAAACGAGAAAAACUAUGAAGAAAUAGUUGACCUCAUCCGUGCACUUUAACUUUGCUCUGAAAGAAAAGUGGGGACAAUGGCACUUUUUGUAAGAUUCAGACAUUUCUUCUGCCCUUUUUUGUUGAACGCAUUUGAGGAUAGAUGGAGGAACGUCUUGGAAGUGUUUCCAAAAGGCCAAUCUGGAGUGCCUUUGUUGGAUUGGAAGGAACAGCAAAACAGACGGGAACGCUUUCCUUUCGGGCAAAGUGUUUUUUUCUGAAUGAUACGCAGAGCAGUUUUUUUUUUUUUUGUACAUGUUUAUCGUCUCCGUGGGACUUCCCUGACCACCAUUGUUCUGUCUCAGCUGGAUCUGUUCAAUAACUCACACACAAAAUGGAGGAUCUUAUCUGUCAGACUUCCAGUGUUGGCUUUGGCGGCACAAUGGGGACUUUUUUUUGUUGCUCCAUUCUGGACUUUCUUGUCGUUUUUUGCCGCCUGUUUUUGAUCUCGCAGAGAAACUCCCAUUUCUUCCUCAACAUGUCCUCCCUCACCUUUGCUGAACAAGCGGUGGAGGUCGUCCCUCAGCACUAGAGCCUUGGCGGCUCCCACAUCCUGCUGCAGGACCACCUGACUCUUCCUCACCGAUCUCAAUGGAAUUUUGUUUGGCUGGACUUAAUUGGGUUUAUUCAUGCAGCAAGACAAAGGAACAUAUGGCAGGAUUUAAUCAAAAGGAUGUCUGCAACAAAUGCAAUAUGGAUGCGGAGUGAAUCACAAUCAUCACCCUCCACUGAGGAUUAGUCAAGCUGUUAUCAAGCCCCGUGUCUCAGGUUUUGCUGUGCACCUCUGCUGAUACCAUUCCUUUCUGGACAUUGAUUGCCUUCCCUAAUCCUUGACACCUCAGUUGGACUUUUGGACGCCUCUCUCCUGCCCCACGACCCCGAUUGGACCACAGACUUCUUUGCUUCUUCCCUCUGGACUUGAAUGCUACUACAUCCACCACGCACUUCAACAAACCCUACGCGUCUGCCGUUGUUCCUGUGUUGGCGAGCUGUGCGUCUCGUCACUUUUCUUGUUCCUUUGCUUCCCGGAUUGCCCUUUUGGAUUGCCUUUUUGGAUUCUCAACCUCCCGGUUGGACACGACUCUCCCCGGAUUGCCUGCCUGCCCAACGGACUGUAUUCCUGCCUUGUCCCUCCUCUCGCCCCAACACAACAUUAGGUAACCCACUACAGCUAUAAUCACACACAUAGGCGCACACCACAUACACUUUUGGAUUUUGUCACACUCCAUUUCCUUAGUUUAAGUAUAUUUAGUAUUGUUUGGUGUAUAUAUAUAAUAAAUCUUAGAGCUACAUCGUU
This is a messenger RNA of Nerophis ophidion (straightnose pipefish), 4659 nucleotides long. RefSeq names its product eph receptor A4, like (gene epha4l). NCBI's taxonomy places the organism in Eukaryota, Metazoa, Chordata, Actinopteri, Syngnathiformes, Syngnathidae. Gene Ontology annotation, biological process: axon guidance; protein phosphorylation; negative regulation of axon extension. The record is from RefSeq and is a predicted model, not a curated record. The coding region runs from base 174 to 3236 and encodes 1020 amino acids. Gene Ontology annotation, molecular function: transmembrane-ephrin receptor activity; protein binding; ATP binding. Gene Ontology annotation, cellular component: neuron projection; plasma membrane. The transcript has 18 exons.